GCUCCGGCCGCCGCGUUGGUUGCCAGAGUGUUCUGUUGAAUUCGUUCCCUGCGCGCGCGCAGAAGGGCGGUUGCUAGGUAAGGAGCGGCCCUUAGUUACCGCUCCGAGGUCGGCGGCGGGGCGCAGGAAGAUGGUGGCAACUCCGCGGGUCACUAUGGAGACAGAGCUUCGGAACACCAUAGUCUUCAAUGCAUCCAAAAAGGAGAUUUUCACUGUCAACAGUGGUUACAAGUCCUUACAGAAGAGGCUUCGUAGUAAAUGGAAGAUACAGAGUUUAAAAGAUGAGAUCACAUCCGAGAAGCUAGCUGGGGUAAAAUUGUGGAUUACUGCAGGGCCCAGAGAGAAGUUCACUGCAGCUGAGUUUGAGGUUCUGAAGAAAUAUCUAGAAGAGGGUGGGGAUAUCCUGGUGAUGCUGGGAGAAGGUGGUGAAUCCCGAUACGACACCAACAUUAACUUCUUGUUAGAAGAGUAUGGAAUCAUGGUCAAUAAUGAUGCUGUGGUGAGAAAUGUAUAUUAUAAGUACUUUCAUCCUAAGGAAGCCUUGGUCGCCAAUGGAGUUUUGAAUAGGGAAAUCAGCAGAGCUGCAGGGAAAGCAGUGCCUGGGAUAAUAGAUGAAGACAACAGUGGAAAUGACUCACAGGCUCUCACUUUUGUGUAUCCAUUUGGUGCCACACUGAAUGUGAUGAAACCAGCAGUGGCUGUUCUGUCCACAGGAUCUGUCUGCUUUCCACUCAACAGACCCAUUUUGGCUUUUUACCAUUAUAAGAACCAAGGUGGAAAGAUGGCAGUGUUGGGAUCUUGCCACAUGUUCAGUGACCAAUAUUUGGAUAAAGAAGAAAACAGCAAGAUCAUGGAUGUACUUUUCCAGUGGCUCACAACCACGGACAUCCAUUUAAAUCAGAUUGAUGCAGAGGACCCUGAGAUUUCAGACUAUACAAUGCUUCCAGAUAUAGCCACACUGUCUGAGCGACUACGAGUGUGUCUACAAGAGGGAGACGAGAACCCACGAGAUUUCACAACGCUCUUUGAUAUGUCAAUUUAUCAGCUGGAUACAACGUCCCUCCCUAAAGUUAUCAAAUCUUAUGAACAGCUGAAUGUGAAACAUGAACCUCUCCAGCUCAUUCAGCCUCAGUUUGAGACUCCACUACCUGCACUCCAGCCAGCUGUUUUCCCACCUGCUUUCAGAGAAUUACCUCCUCCCAGUCUGGACCUGUUUGACUUAGAUGAAACGUUCUCCUCUGAGAAAGCUCGUCUUGCGCAGAUUACGAACAAAUGUACUGAAGACGACCUGGAGUUUUAUGUCAGAAAAUGUGGUGAUAUCUUAGGGGUAACAAACAAACUCCCAAAGGAGCAGCAAGAUGCCAAGCAUAUCUUGGAGCACAUCUUCUUCCAAGUGGUGGAGUUCAAGAAGUUGAAUCAGGAACAUGAUAUUGACACAAGUGAAGCUGGAUUCCAGAAUGGUUACUGAGCACGGGCUUUUCCUGUCAGAGAGAGAGACCGACUGACCACCUUAGCAAAAAUAUUUACUGUACCUCCCUCAGUGUAAAUUAUUUUUCUAUUUGUUUAUUCAAUAUAUUGAUUGAGGCAUUCUUCUUUGAACCUUUGGGUGUUGUAAAUAUGUAUAAAGUCUUAAACUGGUACUUUUUUUAAAAAAAAAUGCCAAAUUAGGGUUUGCCUUGUAAGUGGCAAUAAUUUUCAAAAGCUUUUUAUGUAACAAACAUUCCAUAUUUAAUCUUUUCUAUUUUUUUAUUGGAGCUAUAAUUCUGUAAUCUGUGAAAUAUUCUUAUGUUAAGAAAAUAUUUCAUUCCAAACCCUA
This is a messenger RNA of Malaclemys terrapin pileata, 1816 nucleotides long. It is a transcript of the gene IFT52, whose product is annotated as intraflagellar transport 52. The record is from RefSeq and is a predicted model, not a curated record. NCBI's taxonomy places the organism in Eukaryota, Metazoa, Chordata, Testudines, Emydidae. Bases 131 to 1468 code for a protein of 445 amino acids. Gene Ontology annotation, cellular component: cilium; centriole; intraciliary transport particle B. Gene Ontology annotation, biological process: cilium assembly; intraciliary transport. The transcript is spliced from 14 exons.